UUCCAUAAUCACAACAAAAACGGGUGCAAUAUUUUUCUUUCAAAGGGUUCGCUCGCUGCAGUCCCACCCUCCAGAUUACAUAACAUCGAUCCGGCCAAUCAGCGCCCGCCGUACCCCCUUGCACGACUCCUUUCCUUUCCGCUUUCCGAAAAGAUGAAGCCCUCCACUCCCCCAAAAUCCCAUUCACCCCUCCCGCCCGGAUUCCACCGCGUCAAAAUGGCCUCCGCCGAAAUGGAUUCACCUGUGGCUUCCCAGAAAUCCUCGUCCAAAACACAAAACGGCAGCAACGGCAAAGUAGGCAGAAGACGGAAUGGAAGUGUCUUGGGCGCUGAGCUUCCGGGCGACAGUGAUGUCGCUGCUCUCUCUACGCUAGGGAGUCCGCCCGCAACACCUACAGAGAGCGCUCGCGAGAAAUCCGGCCGUCGUUCCAAACGCCGCACCCUCCGAAGAGCCCUCUCCAAGUGGAAGCGCAUGUGCAUCCGACACACAUGGCUGCUUCCCCUCACCCUCAUGACCACCCUCCUCUCGCUAUACAUUGUCCACCCCGUCCCAUCGAAUCCCCUCACCUCCGCAAUCUUCCUCUCGUAUCCUCUCCCCCAGAAAUCCGGCGACGACGGUCCUAUCCAAUAUGGCAAGGGUGCGCGCGACUUUGCCUUUGUGGCCUUUUACAUUAUCGUCCUGUCCUUUACUCGUGAAUUCAUCACGCAGCGGGUGCUUCGACCCAUUGCAAUCCACUAUGGCAUAAAAUCAAAGGCGAAGCAGGCUCGCUUCAUGGAACAGGGUUACACGGCGGUAUACUUUGCCAUCUUUGGACCGUUUGGGCUGUGGGUCAUGAGCCGGACUCCUAUUUGGUACUUCAACACCACGGCCAUGUACGAGGGAUUCCCGCACAAGACUCACGAGUCUUACUUCAAGGCGUACUAUUUGUUGCAGGCCAGUUACUGGGCUCAGCAGAUGAUUGUCUUGCUGCUCAUGCUCGAGAAGCCGAGGAAGGACUUCAAGGAACUGGUGGCUCACCACUUCAUCACUCUGGCUUUGGUUUGGUGCAGUUAUAGGUUCCACUUCACCUACAUGGGCAUUGCGGUCUACAUUACUCACGACGUUUCCGACUUCUUCCUCGCCACAUCCAAAGUUCUAAACUACAUCGACGCCGCCAUUGUAACCCCCUUCUUUUUCGUCUUCAUGUGCGUCUGGGCCUACCUCCGCCACUUCGUCAACCUCAAGAUCCUCUACUCGGUCCUCACCGAAUUCAAAACCGUCGGCCCCUUUGAACUCAACUGGGAAACCCAGCAAUACAAAUGCUCUCUCGCGCAAUACAUCACCUUCUCUCUCCUUGCAGCCCUUCAGGCCGUCAACAUCUUUUGGUUCUUCCUGAUUUGCCGGAUCGCGUGGCGGUUCAUUGCAAAUGAUGCGUUGGAGGAUGAGAGGAGCGAGUACGAAGACAGCGAGGCGGAGGAGGAGGCCAAGAAGGAGAAGAAGGCUAAGAAGGCGAACGAGAGGGCUAGCGUGGUGGCUGCCACACCCACGUUGUUGGUCAAUGGCGAGGCUGUGUCGUCGUCGUCGGGUCCUGCGUCUAAUUUGAGAGCAAGGAAGUGA
Periconia digitata is the source of this 1596-nucleotide messenger RNA. Lineage: Eukaryota; Fungi; Ascomycota; Dothideomycetes; Pleosporales; Periconiaceae. The record is from the annotation of a GenBank genome assembly.